Schistosoma spindalis is the source of this 2136-nucleotide messenger RNA. Lineage: Eukaryota; Metazoa; Platyhelminthes; Trematoda; Strigeidida; Schistosomatidae. The record is from the annotation of a GenBank genome assembly.
AUCUUGCAACAUCUGUUCAUCUCAUCCUGAUGGGAUGAGUUUACGCGAAUCCAUCAGUGCAAUAGACCUUGAAGAAAUCCUUUGGUUCUUUGUAACGCUGUGGUUUAAAUCACCAGUAGAUGUCACUGCUGCUUUACAGCUGCUUGUAUGUCUCCGACGGAUUGCUGACGUCCGGUGGCAACACCAUGUCUGUAGUUCAGAGUUUCGGCAUCGUGUGUUCGGGCGCAGAAAUGAUAAUCCGAUUGGUAUCACCAUCUUGAAACGUCGAAUUCGGUGGCUUAGACAUGUACUUUGAAUGUUGUACCAGCGAAUUUUAUGCUGUGCAUUAUUUACUGAUUCUGGGACUAGUUGGAAAAUGCGUAAAGAUGGUCAGUGCAUGAUAUGGUGUCGUGGUAUGAAGGUAUUCAGGAUUGGCUUCUGUUCGUCCCUCACGAUUUCAUGUUUUGGGUCCUAGAGAUGGUGCACCUCAAUGUCUUGGGACGUUAUCAGACAUGGCUCAAAAUACAACCAAUGUCGGUGACCUUGUCAUUCCUUGCUUGUUGUGCAUUUCCAAAAGAGCCAAUUGACGACCGUGAACUUAUUAAGUGGCAGCAAAAACGCAAUAAAGAAAUAGAAAAAGAACUGAAAAAGGAGAAAAGUCGUCUUCGUCAAAGACAAAUGAUUUUAUUAUUGGGUACUGGUGAAAGUGGAAAAAGUACUUUUCUCAAGCAAAUGAAAAUCAUUAAUGGAAAGCACUUUACAAACCAAGAAAUCGAACAGCUAAAAGAUAUUAUCUAUGAUAACAUAUACAAAGGUGUCUUAUUCCUACUCCAGGCACGGGAAAGUCUCAAUAUUCCAUGGGCUGGUGGACUUGGUUCCGCUGCUGCUCAGGCCAGUAGAGAAAUCGAGGCACAUUUUAAAGAAACUCAAAUGAUGCGUCGCGAGCGCUCUCGACUUGGUCAACCACUUUGGUUAGAAGAAGAAUUUCUGGAAAUUGUGCCUUCACUGAAUGCAAUUUGGAAAGAUGAAAGUGUUCGAUUGGCAUUCGAUCAACGUUCAAAAAUUAUUACAGAGAAUUUCAGUGAGAAUACACGCUAUUAUCUCAAUCGUCUAAGUCAUAUUGGUGUAGAAAAUUAUCGUCCAACUGAUGAAGAUAUAGUUUGGUCACGUAAACCAACAGAAUCUAUAAUUGAAGAAGAAAUAAAUGUUCACUCAUCAUCACUGGUUUUUAUUGACGUUGGUGGACAAACAAAAGAACGUCGUAAAUGGUGUCAAUGUUUUGCUGAUAUGACAUCUGUCUUGUUCCUUAUUGCUUCCAGUCAUUACGAUGAACAUUAUCAAGAUCGAUUAACUAAAGAAUUUCGAAAUAAAUUACAUGAGGCUAUGGUUGUUUUUGAAGGACUUAUCAAUCACAUUGCUUUUAGACGUGUUUCCAUAAUUAUAUUUUUUAACAAAACCGAUAUACUUAAAGAAAAGUUGAACUCACGUACAUCAAAUAUUCGUGAUGAGUUUCCCAAUUACCCUGUGAAAAUGGAUCCAUUUCGUCUGCAAGAUGUUCAAACAUUUAUGGUUGAAGUAUUUGCCUCCCUAGUCAAUCACAAUUUUCCACCAGAUACUCAAGCUCGUUCAAGUCUUUCACAUUCAUCAUUCAAUAAUACUGCUAAAUGUUCAUCUCUUCAUAGACAAAACUCUGUACCUAUGUCCACUAACGUAACAUUAACAGCCCCUGUACGAAAACGUAUGGUCUAUCGUCAUUUCACAACUGCUGUAGAUAGGCGGAAUAUCGAAACAGUAUUCAAUGCUAUGCAAGAUACAGUAUUGCAAAAUAAUUUACGUCGUAUAAUGAUGAGUUAAAUACAGAUAUAUAAAGUUUUUCAUAUAUUUGGACUACAAAGUGUUUACUUCCAUUUUCUGCUUUGGUUUAUUGUGUUGUUUGCGCCCUUAUAUCUCAGUGAACAUAAUAUCUAUACCUUCCGAAAAUUAAUUAAAAGUCUUACUUAUUAUUUCUACCAACAAUGUAUGUGCCAAAUUUAAACUACCACUAAAAUCAUCCCUGAUACCAAUAAGUGUAUGCUUUUCAUUUCAUAUUUUCUUAUCCAAUUAUUAAUUGUCUUUCAUGCUACUCAAUUCCUUAUUACAUAAAUAUAUAUGCUUUUU